Molecule: messenger RNA, 3079 nt
Organism: Maylandia zebra (zebra mbuna)
Lineage: Eukaryota; Metazoa; Chordata; Actinopteri; Cichliformes; Cichlidae
Source: RefSeq, a predicted model, not a curated record
GGGUCAAAAAAAUCGGAUUUGAUGCGCUUUCGCCUGCAGUGUGAACCUUUUACUCGAAAGGGCCCAAGGCAGAAGAGGUUUCCAGCACAGCUAAGCAGGUCACAUUCUGUGGCUCAGUCUUUCACCAAAGAAGUGAUUCUCUUGCCAGACCAUCUAACUACACAUGUGCCAAGGCGUAACAAAAAAGCUUGGCUUUUUGAAAAUGGACAUAUAAAAUCUGCACUGGAGUUUAGCUGUGACUGGGACUCAGACAAAGUAAUGCAGGCAAUAAGGACUGCCUUCCAGCCAGUUCUUGAAGGAUGCAGGCUACAGAUUUUGCUGGCAUGCCACACCAAACUAGUUGAGCCAUCACUCACUUCCAAACAGACUUUGAAUGGAGACCUUGUGAAAAAACUGUUUCAUCAGAAGUCAAUUUAUGUCAGACCUGACAAGGUCAUCUUAUGUGAGGACAAUGAAUCAACAUAUUCUGAUGGAGAGAGUAGCCAUACGAGCAGGCAGGAUUUCACAGAAACGUUGAAUUCUGACAAAUGCGUUGAAAUUUCUAAAGAAGUUCCCUCAGCCAUUCCCAUUGUUAACGCACAGUCCAUGUCUGUUGAUGAUGAGGUCAUCUGGUGCGUUGCAACCCAAGAUAUUUGUACUGUUGAAUCUUCCAUCUCUGCUGACACCCUCACAAUGUCCACCAAUCCUGCUGUCGUUGCUACUGAUGAGGAUGAGCCUUACUCCAGUGGAACAUCUGCCUUUGUCAGUUACAACACACCUGGCUUAUCAGCGGGUUCUUCUGCCAGUGUUACUGGUGACACACGUGUCUUCUCUAGUAACACCUCCAGUGUGUCCAAUGGACCUACCCAGCCAAGUUUAUCCAGCACAUCCUACAGUACAUAUCUUGGCCUGUUUGAGGAAGAAUACCUGUCAGAUGACCCCGACCUCCAAGAAGCCAUUACAAGGUCUUUAGACUCAAGUGCAAGUGAAAGUGACGUCCAGAGCUUAGAGAGAAUCUUGGAGCAGAUUGUUACUAGAGUAAAUAAUGACAGCACUGUACGCUUCAACAUCAUAAGGCGAAAUGUGUGGGAUGGAGCAUCCAGAGCCAUGGGCAGAUCCAAUUUUUCACCAGAGAAAAAAAUAGAUGUGAAGUUUACUGAUGACUAUGGAAUAUCUGAGGGUGCUGUUGACAAUGGAGGACCUACUCGGGAGUUCUUCCGACUUUGCCUCUGUGAAGUCAAGGACAAACUUGGCAUCUUUGAAGGUCCACCCAAUGCUAAAGUUCUUACGUGCAAUUCUAAAGCAAUGAAAGAUAAUGGAUACUACUAUGCUGACCAGAUCAUGGCAAUGUCAAUUGCCCACGGGGGACAGAGUCCAUGUUUCUUGUCUGAACUCUUGUAUGAGUGUCUUCAAAAGGGUCCAGACAAUGUAAAAGUCAGCACUGAUCAUAUUACUGAUGAGGAAACAAGGUCACAAGUGCAGUCGAUCAUACAGGCCGAGAAUGAUCUACAGCUGCAAGAUGCAGUUGCACAGGCAGCCAGCUUGAUCAGUCUUGCUGGUCACAAUGUUUGCAUAACACUUCAAAACAAACAAGAAACUGCUUUGGAUCUGGCUCACUGGUAUGUCCUUCAACGGACCCGUGCACCUUUUGAAAGGUUCAGAGAUGGCUUGAGGUCUCUAGGUGUCCUAGAUGCUCUACAGACAUACCCUCUUCAGAUGAAGUGCCUUUUCGUGAAAGCUGGAAUGACUCUCAGAGCAACUGAUAUGGAGAAUCUAUUCCAGAUCAUUCACUCCGAAUGAGGGAGUAAUGCAUUUCAAGAUGAGUGCCGGACCCUGGCUUUCUGGCAAGACUAUCUUCAGGAGGCAGAAUUUGAAAAUGAUGUCUCUUUGGAAGAUAUUCUUGUUUUCUGCACUGGAUGUGACAGCAUACCAGCCCUGGGUUUUUCUCCAAAGCCAAGCCUUGAGUUCGUCACUAACUGCAGAUUUCCAGUGGCCAAUACUUGUGAAAAUAUCCUUCGUAUACCAGUUCAUGCAGUCUACACUACUUUCAAAUCAGACAUGGAUUUUGCAAUACGGAAUUCACCAGGAUUUGGAAGAGCAUGAUGUGUUUUCUUAAGGAUUGGUGACAUGAUGAGGAUUUGGUUUUUUUUCUAUUUUGCAUAUGCAUUUUUUAUUUUCUUGUUUUUUGUUAAUGUUGUUAACCCCGCAUCAGAGUACACCCUGGACAGCAGUAGGACUGUAUAGCCUAAAUAAGCUUCAUGUGUGUCUUUCAAAUUACAGCUUAAAUACCAGUUCAUGCAGUGCACACUACUUUCAAAUCAGACAUGGAUUUGAUAAGCCGAACAGAAUGGAUGGAAUAAUUUUGUUUCAGUUUAUACAUGUGAGGCAUUUUUUUGUUUUUUGAUUGUAGUUAAUUUGUUUUCCUGCUUAUAUGGCAUGUUUUGUCUCUGGUAUGACCCAUAGUAACAUUACAUUAUUUAGCACCCCUGCAGUGAGCAAAAUAAUAUGCCACAAUCUCAUUGUUAUAUAGAAUUAAGUUUUCUCAAAUGCUUCCUGUGUUCAACUAUUCCACAGAUGUGAAUUUUCAAAUGAGAUGAGUUAAGCUUUAUUUCAGUGUCCCAUUUGAACAUUUAUGCUUUACACAGAACUUUGUAUUAAUAUCAUUUAACGUUUAGCUUAACUCACAGGUUUAAAAAAUGUUUUUGUUAGGUUUUGAUAAAGUUUUGAAAAGUAUUACAGUAACCCUACAUACUAAAAGGUAGAAAGACAGUAUCUCCAACACUGGCAGCAAAGUUGUCUAUAAAUGUGACAGACAUUGGUUAGGUCAAACCUGGUUAUGUUACAGGUUGAAAUAUGAACAUUAUAUCACACUAUAUGACAUUACAAUCUUAUGAAAUUAUUAUAUAUUAUCAAAGUAUUAUAAACAAUAAUAAUAAUAAUGAUAAUAAACAUAACCUGGUUUGCAGGGAGUGUUUUAAGGAUUUUGUUUGCAUAUUUUACUAUACUACUUGAUAACACAGGCCCAUUGUAGAUUGUUUGUUUGUUUUUUUCCUCUUUCAUUUUGUUUUUUUAAGACCAGCCCUAUUAGUGCAGAAUAUUA